AUGUCGCGCGAAGAUUCGUCGUCAGGCAAAGCCAUCGUGAGCAGUGGCUUGGGCAACUCGAUGGCGACGACGACAACGACGGGGAGGCUCCCAUUCCCGAUGCUGACAAGGACGAACUACGCGGUGUGGGCAAUAAGGAUGAAGUACAUCUUGCGCACCAAUGGCGCAUGGGGUGCUGUUGAUCCUGAGAAGGCAUCCGGGGGUGUUGAACAGAGCAAGGACGAGCUGGCCUUGGCGAUCAUCUCCCAGUCGAUCGACGGCGAGACGCUGCUGCGAGUCGCAGAGAAGGGGACCGCCGCUGAUGUGUGGGCGGCGCUGCGAUCCAUGCAUGUGGGUGUGGAGCGUCUCCGGGAGGCAAGGAUUCAAUCCUUGAAGUCAGAUUUUGAUAACCUUAAGAUGAGUGAAGCAGAGUCUGUGGAUGAGUUUGCGGAGAAGUUCAUGAUGAUAGUUGGGCGCAUUCGUGAGCUCGGAGAUGCGAUGGAUGAAAAGUAUGUUGUGAAGAAGCUGAUGCGAGCAGUCUCCACCAAAUUCAUCAAUAUUGCUUCGUCAAUGGUGUUGUUCAACGACAUCAACAAGAUGACCAUGGAAGAGGCCAUUGGGUCAUUGAAAGCACAUGAAGAGCUACUCAAGGGACGGGAGGUCCAAAUAGAAGAGCAACUUCUCAUGGCAAGAGCACAGAACUCGUCGCGAGGACGAGGGCGUGACCGUGGAGGUGGCGAAGGGCGCAAAGACAAAAGCAAGGUGAAAUGCUACAACUGUCAAGAUUUUGGACAUUAUGCUUGGGAAUGUCCUAAGAAAGGAAAGGAGGAGAAGGCUUUGAUUGCUGAAGGCUAUGCCAGCGACGAACCUACUCUUCUCUGA
Panicum virgatum (switchgrass) is the source of this 861-nucleotide messenger RNA. RefSeq lists its product as uncharacterized. The record is from RefSeq and is a predicted model, not a curated record. Gene Ontology annotation, molecular function: zinc ion binding; nucleic acid binding. Bases 1 to 861 code for a protein of 286 amino acids. The transcript has a single exon. Lineage: Eukaryota; Viridiplantae; Streptophyta; Magnoliopsida; Poales; Poaceae.